This is a messenger RNA of Zootermopsis nevadensis, 1567 nucleotides long. RefSeq names its product prostaglandin E synthase Su(P) (gene Su(P)). NCBI's taxonomy places the organism in Eukaryota, Metazoa, Arthropoda, Insecta, Blattodea, Termopsidae. The record is from RefSeq and is a predicted model, not a curated record. Gene Ontology annotation, cellular component: mitochondrion. Gene Ontology annotation, molecular function: prostaglandin-E synthase activity.
AGUGUAGAGCGAGCUGCUAUGCAGAACGCUGCAAUGGCAGCCUUAGCAGUUGUAAAAGUUUGUUCCCAAGUUUAUCGGAACGUAGCUUUUUGUGUUUACAGAACCAGAGAGGCGUACUUUUUAGGCAGAAAUGAAUUUAUAAGUGUAAGAUUGUUUUCGACUCAUGGAGUCCCAAACAUGUCUAACUCAAGAAAGAGCAGUACACUAAUGUAUGGGCUCUUGGGUAUUAGCAUGGGUGCAUUAGUCGGUGCCGGUUAUUCGUAUCAUAAGAAGACAGAAACGCAAUCACCUGCCAUAUUAAAUAAAAAUAUGGGCACAACAAGUGCCGUGUUAGAAACUCCACCAGAUUUCCAGAUCUCUAGAAAGGUUGUUGUACCUGCUGACAAUACUGGAUUAAAGCUAACACUGUUCCAGUAUACAACUUGCCCAUUCUGCUGCAAAGUUCGAGCUGUACUUGAUUACUAUGGUUUUUCUUAUAACAUAAUUGAAGUGAAUCCAGUUCUAAGGCAACAAAUUAAGUGGACUGAAUACAAAAAGGUUCCUAUAGUACUGGCACAUGUUGAUGGUGUUUAUCAGCAAAUGAAUGACAGUUCCAUGAUCAUCUCUGCAUUAGCAUCAUAUCUUCAUGAUAGAAAUCAAGGGUUGGAGGAAGUUGUGAAGUUUUAUCCCAGUAUAUCAUUUACCGAUGAUGAUGGAAAGUUAAAAAAUGAUAUUUUGAAUCGUUAUUUUCUAAUGUACCAAGGGAAUAUUCCACAAGACAAAACAAAGGACACAAUAUUGAAAGAAAGGCAAUGGCGAAAGUGGGCAGAUGAUGUGCUGGUUCAUAUGCUGUCUCCUAAUGUGUACCGGACAAGAGAAGAGGCUCUUCAGGCCUUCAACUGGUUUUCAGAAGUGGGAGAAUGGGAGAAGCACUUUUCAACUUGGGAGAGGUAUCUUGUCGUCUAUGUCGGAGCUUAUGCAAUGUGGAUCAUUGGGAAGAGGCUAAAGAAAAGACAUAACUUGAAAGACAAUGUCCGAGCUUCCCUGUAUGAUGCGUGCAAUCACUGGAUGAAGUCAAUGGCAAAACAGGGGACAGAAUUCAUGGGUGGAGAGAUGCCUGACCUCUCGGACCUGGCCGUGUACGGCGUUCUGAGCAGUAUUGAGGGAUGUGUCACGUUCCAGGACCUGCUACAACACACAUCCAUAGGGAAAUGGUAUUACAGCAUGAAACAGAAUGUACAGAGCCAUGCUGGGUGCAGCAUCAUGAAUGGCUGAAACUGAAGCAUAGUUUCGUUACAUGUACAGUAGAUAAUGUUCUUUUGUAAUUUGUUAAUACUCAAAUUCCAUACUACUGCUGGGGAGAAUAAAACUGGUAAAAUUAGACAGACUCAGGAAAAUGUAAAUGCUGUUUUGCAGCUUACAUGUAAAAGUAUGUCAAAUGUAAAUAAAUUAAAAUUAAAGCUUCAUUGCAGUUAUGUAUAAUCACUUUAUGGCAUAUUUAACUCCAUAGUAUUUUACUUGAUUCUCUGUGCUCAUAGUAAUCAUGUGAAACUAAUUAAAAGAUUUGAAAAUAAAUUCUUUAAACCUA